Messenger RNA from Acanthisitta chloris (rifleman), 490 nucleotides. It is a transcript of the gene RPL13A, whose product is annotated as ribosomal protein L13a. The record is from RefSeq and is a predicted model, not a curated record. Gene Ontology annotation, molecular function: structural constituent of ribosome; mRNA binding. The transcript is spliced from 6 exons. Lineage: Eukaryota; Metazoa; Chordata; Aves; Passeriformes; Acanthisittidae. The annotation marks the transcript as partial. Gene Ontology annotation, cellular component: ribosome; cytosolic large ribosomal subunit. Gene Ontology annotation, biological process: translation; negative regulation of translation.
GCCGCCGCGUGGUCGUUGUUCGCUGUGAGGGAAUUAACAUUUCCGGAAACUUCUACAGGAACAAGUUGAAGUUCUUGGCCUUCCUGCGCAAGAGGAUGAACACAAACCCCUCCCGAGGGCCUUUCCAUUUCCGUGCCCCAAGUCGCAUCUUCUGGCGCACGGUCAGGGGGAUGUUGCCCCACAAGACCAAGAGGGGCCAAGCGGCACUGGAGCGGCUCAAGGUGUUUGAUGGGAUUCCUCCUCCCUAUGACAAGCGCAAGCGCAUGGUGGUCCCAGCGGCACUGAAGAUCAUCCGCCUCAAGCCCACACGCAAGUUUGCUGUGCUGGGCCGCCUGGCACACGAGGUAGGCUGGAAGUACCGGGAUGUGACAGAGGCCCUGGAGGAGAAGAGGAAGGAGAAGGCAAAGCUGCGCUACAACAAGAAGAGAAAGAUGAUGGUGAAACUGCAGAAGAUAGUCCCAAAAAGGAGGGAAGGAACCUUACAAAUGGA